Zerene cesonia (dogface butterfly) is the source of this 6116-nucleotide messenger RNA. RefSeq names its product DENN domain-containing protein 5A (gene pns). The coding region runs from base 109 to 3918 and encodes 1269 amino acids. NCBI's taxonomy places the organism in Eukaryota, Metazoa, Arthropoda, Insecta, Lepidoptera, Pieridae. The transcript is spliced from 23 exons. Gene Ontology annotation, molecular function: guanyl-nucleotide exchange factor activity; small GTPase binding. The record is from RefSeq and is a predicted model, not a curated record.
GGUGACAAUCUUCACAUCUCUCCCUUAGAUCGUUCCUACAAAGGGAAGGUUCUUGCUCAUUAUCCUGAUAAUAUUCAUAACAAUGUGUUUGAUGAACAUGCAGUAUGUAUGCUCUGUUUGCCAGCUGGCUUACAAUUUAGGACACAGAAACACUCCCUAGAACCAAAAUUUCAUAGCUUUGUUGUUACAAGAGAAAAUGCAUCAAGAUAUUAUGGAUUCAGUCUCAUAUUCUAUGAAGAAGUUAGAAAUAGAAACAUAUGCAGUGCUAUGCAUACAUUGCAGGCUAUGUACAUCACUGAAUUGUCCAGUGGGCAAACACCACCAGGCCACAGGAAGAACUCUGGCAAAGAAAGUUCAAGAUCACUCCCUAGAUCAUUUAAACUUGCACCACAUACAGGAUCUGCACUCACAUAUUACGAUAUUGCCAAAGAUAAACUCUAUGUAGCCAAAAGUAUAGCUCUCAUAUGCCAAUAUCCUUUUAUAAGGGUAGCACAAUUAUUUUUAGAGAAUUUAUUUAGAUCACUACCCCGACAGCCCGGUCCUGGUUUAAGUCCUGAAUCAUAUGUAUAUAAUUUAUUGUAUGAAGUGCCUGUACCACUGCCAGGACAAGCUUUGCGUCUCUAUGUUCCCCCAUCAGAGCCACAUCUUGAUCCCAUACCUGUUGUGAUACGAAUGCCAAAUCCACCAGAAGAGUUACCACUACUUGAUUACCCAUUGCGUGCAAUGUUCAAUACUUUGGGUGUAGAGUGCAUUGUUCAAUUGUUUACUUGCGUGCUUUUAGAGCAUCAAGUGUUGCUUAGAUCAAAUGAUUACAAUAAGCUUAUGCUAGUAGCAGAAUGUAUAGUGUCAUUAUUAUUGCCAUUCUCGUGGGCUCAUGUGUAUGUGCCAAUAUUGCCAGCUCCAUUAUAUCAUUUUCUUGAUGCUCCUGUGCCUUUUGUGAUGGGUUUACACUCGGAUGGUUCAUCUAUUGUUGGUUCUGGUGGGCCGAGAAAUAUAGCCCUCGGUUCAGAAGCAGCCCUAUGUUUAGUGGAUAUUGACAAACCUGACAUUCAGCUUCCUGAAGAACUUCCAAUUCUUCCGCACAGAACACCAUUUAUUGAAGAACUGAAUCAUGUCUUAGAUAAACAUCAGGUGGAGAGGCCUGAAACAGAACCAACCAAACUUGGAGUUCCCUUGAAUGGCACUUCUUAUAAACACAUGAAUGAUGGCAUGAGCAGCAGUUGCACUUUGCCUUCAGGUGGUCUUCGUCGGAAGCACUCAUUCCACGACGUUCUAGAAUGGGAUGAAAGUCGUCCGUUGAACGCUUCACCUCCCGGCUCGCCCACACGCCGCCAUCCGCGGCGCUUGGAUGCGCUGCAAAGAAUAGUUGAUAUCGUUAAACGAACUGGGGUGAAUAUAGAUGACGUCGAUGCGGAAACAGUGAUGCCAACUACAAAGAAAAAGGUACUGAACGACGAAGAGCAGUACAACGAAGAUAUACGUUUCAAUAUAGCGAUACGAGAAACAUUCCUCAAUAGAUUUGUGCACAUGUUUCUUAUGUAUGAAAAUUUCGUCAUCAUGCCAGACCAGGAUCGGGAUUCGUGGCUGUCAUCUCGAGAAUCGAUGGUAAAUUUUGACAAAGCAUCGUUUCUCUCAGAUCAACCGCAACACCACCGGCCGUUCCUGUCACGCUUUCUAGAAACGCAAAUGUUCGCAACACUUAUAGACAACAAAAUAAUGGCAAAUUGGGGAGAAUAUGAUGUUAAUCUCCAAGUAUUCGAACAUAGGAUCAAAAUUGUAAGACGUCGGCUGGGUGAAGGGGGACUAGCGACACGCGGGUACAGCGUGUGGGCCGGCGCGGCCGCCUGCGCGAAUAGUGUGUGGAGUCCCGCCGAGUUGGAAGUGGGGGCGCCCGGGGAGAGGCUCCCGCACCGAGCCGCUUACUACCGCGCUUUCCCGGCGAGAUUAGACGCCUCAGCACUAGCGCCACCUCCCACGUCCGACCGCAGAACUAAUAGUUUAAAGCGUAUAAAGAACGCAAAAUGGCAAGUGAAAGAUUGUCCUCCGGAAUUAUUGCUCGGCGAUAUUGGGAGACGGUUGUCUACGGAAGUGACCCCAGCGGCGAUUGCACAGAACAACAGAACUUUUGUUGAAAAACUACUGAAGGAAUGUAAAAGUAAAACAAAAAGGAUGUUACUAGAAAAAAUGGGCACAGAAGAAAGCGAUCUUGGUUUAGGUGUAGAAGUAUCUAUAACAGGAGUGGAAGAAAGUACCAUGAUAGCGUCGCUGUGUGACCUCCUGGAGAGACUAUGGUCCCAUGGAUUACAACACAAAAUGGGAAAAUCGGCACUUUGGAUGCACCUUAUGAACUACCAAGAAUUGGAACAGUGCAGUAAUUCCUCUAAACCCAUUGACCCAAAUUAUCUUACUCCAGCUUUGGCUUGGUGUGUAUUGCGCAAGAGACUGGACUACUUAUCAUCUGUUGGUGCGGAAGUUGAGGCCCAGCAGAGCACAAGUAAUUCAAAUCGUUCCCGGGAUAGUUCCAGAGGUGGAUCCAGGGACAGUUCCCGAGAUCGUCUUAGUAAUUCUGGAACGCUUGAACGAAAAUCAUCACAGCCUAUAAAUCCCUUGCGACCAUUGCCAGAAAAUCUUACAUUUGAUAUGAGAAAUGUUCAAGCCAUGACUGACAUAAAAACCGAAAUAGGUUACGCACGUGCUUGGGUCAGAUUGUCACUGGAGAAAAAGUUACUAUCAAAACAUCUCCGUGAAUUGCUUUCCGAUACGACGUUACUUCGAUCUCAAUAUAAGAGGACGGCAUUUUUGCGGUGUGAGGAGGAACGAGAACAGUUCCUGUACCAUCUCUUGACAUUGAAUGCCGUCGAUUAUUUUUGUUUUACUAAUACCUACCCAACUACAAAGUUGCCGUAUCGUGUUUUAAUAGUACCAUCGCGUAAGGCGAGCCAGACGACAGCCAAUUGCUGGCUCUCGAUAUCAGGUGCUAACGGAGAAUCCACUCCUAAAAUUCCAAUUCCUCGCAAUACUAAUGAAUUCGUGUUUCAUCAUAAAAACUUGGGUGUUUUAUCAACGCUACAAAUUGGUCACGAUAAUUCCGGUUUGUCACCGCGAUGGUUGCUAGAUCACAUUUAUGUGAGGAAUGAAGUCACUGGUCACACUUAUUUGUUCCCGUGCAACCGCUGGUUCGGCACCGGCGUGGACGACGGCUCCACGGAGCGCGUGCUGGUCGCGGCGCGCUCGCACCGCGAGCGGCAGUCGCGCCACUCGGAGCACGCGCAGCUCGCGCAGGCGCACAACGCUCUGUCGCCGACCACGACGCACCUGUCCACGUCCACUAUACAGCAUAUGAUCGGUGACUGCGUAAAUGCGAUAGUGAAAUGGCAUUAUCAGUCUAAGCGGGAUAAAGACGCAAACUCACUCAGCGUGCUCUUGUGCGGUGAAAAUGGAUUGGUCAAAUGUUUGGAGCAAGCUUUUCUUUGCGGCUUUAAAUCGGCGAGACUGUUUGGAAAGAAUCUCUUCAUUUGGGACUAUUUUUCUAGAGUAAAAGACGAGUUCAAAAUGAGUUUAUGCGAUGAAGGAAAUAUGCAAGCGAAUAAAAGUUGUGGCGUAGCAUAUAACUGUAGACAAGAUCAGGAACACAGAGCUAUUUGGAGAUGCUACUGUCAUCUCAUGGAUGAAAUAAAUUCAGUAGGUCGCACCUUGGGUAAAGACGGCAAGUUCCAACUGUUUGUCUGCCUAAGUUUACGUGAGCACUGGCUUCAUAGAAUGCUUGUUCCGAUGUCGAUGACCCGCGUCACCGCCGAGAUGUAUGAAGAACAAAGCUUUCUACGCAAGCGUGGCUUACUCACAUUCCUCAGACAAAUACUCGAACCGCUGGACGAGUUCGAUAUUGUUUUGGAAAACUCUUUAACCCAAGGCAUUUAAAUAAUACACAAUGGGUAUUUCAAACAUUACAACUAAAGUUUAUAUGUGCGGUUCUAUGAAGUUUUUGAUAAAAAUCGAAAGUAGUGUCAUGUUGACCAUUGACAUUACAUAAAUGAUUAUUAAAGUUGCAUUUCCACUGCCCAUAUUGUAGCACUCGCUCUCAUUUGAUUAAUAGGAAUUUAUAUAUUGAUAUUCAGAAUUGCUAGAAAUCGUUUAGAGAUACGAAUAAAAUUCAAUAAAGUGUAGUUAAGUCGGGCUCUCAAAUAUUCCUAACAUGACAUUGUUUAUAUUUUUCUUACUCCAAGAUUAGAUUAUAUUUGUGAAUGUCGUAGAUUCGUUGGUUGAAAAGUAAUAUAGUUCGUGAGUUGGUGUCUUUCCUUUGGCGAUUCAUGUGAACUAAUAUGAUCUAAACUAAAUACUCGUUACUCGAAAUUAAAAGAUAUUCUUUUCCUGAAUACUCAUAAUAGAUUUAGUUACAUUUACUACAAUUAAACUCUAAAGUUAUUAAUGCUUAGAGAUGUUAUUUUUCAGGGUAAUUUGUUUUUGUAUAUUUUAUAGUUGUUUUUUGUUACUUGCCAUGUAUCCAAAGAUUAUUGCAUUAUAUAUUUUUUUGUUAUGGAAUGAAGUGCGUGUAGUAUUAGUGUUUAGAAAUAAUGAACCUUGAUGUGACUAGUGUUAUAAUUAUGUUUGGCGUAGUAUUAGGCACGUGUAACAAUUAGAGUUCGUUAAGUUUUAUUUUAUAUACGUUUAAAUUUAAGGCAAUUUUAAAGAAUGCCUGCCAAAUAAUCAUAUACAUAAUAUUAUAUUUAUAAGGAACUACGGUUAUAAGAUGUGAUGAACAUAACCGAUGCAAUAUAAGUUGCCUAAUGGCUGUAUGAAAAAACUCUGAAUUGCUGCAAUACUCUAACAACUACAACUGAGAAGAUGAAUUGUUGCAUUUGUCCAUGACUUUUCUGCAAAAAUUGCUGGCUUUUAAAUGGCAACUAAAACUUUUCAGUCCCUUGCACAAACGUAAGCGCAAGUCAAUGCUACAUUAAUACAGUCAAGAAGUAUGUGAAAUUAAAUUACAGGUCCGUAUUAUUGCGGAUCUGAUUAGAAAGUUAUUCUUUAUAGAUAAUAAGGAGUCUACUUGAGCUAUAAUAGUGUUUUAUAAUGCCUAGAAGUAAACACUACAAUAAAAGCAAAAAGGUACGAUUUGCUUCAGGAUAUAAUAUAUCGAAUACAUGAUGAUUCAAAUUUGGCGAAAAGAAUCCUCUAAACAUUUCUUUUAAUGAUAAAAACAAUGCAACAUAUGAGCAACCUCAGAUUUUUUGUCAAUUUAUUAUAAAAAAAAAAACAAAAUAGUAAUUUAAAAGUGUUUUUUUUUUUACAAUAUACAAUCAGUUUAAUAAAGUUUGUAAUACGAAUGUGUACGUGCGGCUUUGUGUGCUGACAGAGCCAGCCGAGACCGAUGAUUCGUUUGUGAAUUGUGGAAAUGUGUGCGUGCGUCAUUUUCGCUCUAGUAGUACUCCUAAAGUGCGCUAAUCAAAUAUAUAGUAUUGAUAUGGCGAGAAAGUAAAUUAGCUUCAUAAUUAUAAUUCUCAUAUCAUCUGAGUGUAUAUGACUUUAUAUGAACUAAUAGGUUUUGGUGUUACAUUUAUUUUAAAUAUGUUGCUGCACAAUUUAAAUAGGUAUUUGCAUAUUAUACAAUUAACAUCGAAAUGAUUAUUAUAUGACGACUAUAAUAUUAUUAAAUUCUUGGAUUAAAUCUUCGUCGUAAUACUUUCAAAAGUAUAUACGUAUUCUAAAUAUAGUUGAUGGUGUUUUGAUUAUUCAACUGAUAUUAAAUUUUAGCACACUUUUUCUAUGUAGUUACCUUAAGAGUAUGGCUAUGAUUUUACUGUGUAUAGGCAAACAUUACUGUUUAUUUUAUAAAAAAACCUUAAUAUUUAUAUGUACCGUCCUGCAAAAUUGUAAACAAUUUAUGCGACAUUGAUGACAUCCGUCUAUUCUUUAUGAUUUCUUAUAUGUGCCAAAAUGAAAUCAAAUUUCUAUCCUUUUUGUAGUUUUCGUUAUUAAAUAAGGAAUUAUCGUAAAUAAAUCCUACCCAUUUAUUAAGUACAUAAUAUAAUGUAGGAAUAUAUUUAAAUAAAUUUUAUUUUGUUUCAUAUAAAACUACCGUAACAGAAUAACCUAGGAACCUGAAAAUAUAUAUUAUC